GUCCAUCCGCGCUGGCAACGUCAGGCGGCAAGGCACGCUUCCCACUGACAAGCCAGUACGUUUCGCACAGACCAGCCUGUUGGAUGCCUGCCCCUUCAAAGUGGACCUUUUUGCGCCACUGGGAAGUUCCCGUUUAGUUCUGCGACCGAAGAGCGAUCGUUACACGGUCAGCUUCGGAGACAGCGACAAAAAGAUGAGUCUGGAUCUCUUGGUGCAAGGGCUGUCAGAAGCUGGACCUGACAAACCGCAGCCCGCUGCACCGCGAGAGGAGCUCUUGUCAGAGACCGAGGCUUACUUGGAGCGCCACGAAUUGCAGCACUUCAUCCAGAACUUGAUCACCAGCGUCCUGGCUGACAAGCCUGACGAUCCCUACGCUUACAUGGCACACCACCUCUCCAACGUACGAGUCAGAGAACUGCCCCGCCCUCCCUCUGUGCAGGCCACCCCGAACCACGCCAAGCGUCAACUCAGGAAACCUGCGCGAUUGCCGCCUCAUAAGAAGAGCUUUGACCAUCCCGCCUUUGUGGUGGAAGACUAUGAUGGAAACCUUCUCACACUGCGCGAGCUUGAGGCCAAGGACAUCAUGUGCCCGGGAGCAGAGCUGAGACGUUUAGUUAUCGAUGACCUGAGCAAGGUUGGGCUUACAGAAGUGAAAGCCGAGUCGACCGGACGCCUCGGUGCAGCCAAGGACCGAAAUUGUGGGAUUGUGUCCGCAGCCUGCGCCAAUUGCCUGGGAGGAAGUGGUGGCAACAUUGGCGUGUUUGUUUCGAACUGCACUGGCCAGGUCAUUCGUGAGUUGGUGAUGAUGCUGGCACAGUAUGGUGCCAUGACCUCUGUGUGCGUACAGACACGAAGAAUUGCUGGAUCUGAUGGCGUGCGGGACAUGUUGGAGUUGGAUGGAGUUGGUGGAUCGGAGGUGGUCAUGAUGCCAGUUUGUCGUAGUGGUGGCGCCAUUGCUGCAAUCGUGCUAGCUGUUGUGAAGCCGGAGAGCUGGAUGGAGAUGACGCCAGAUAAUGUGCAGGACAUCAACAACAUGGGAGGGACAAUCCUUGUCAGCGACCGGGGGAAUCCCACUGAGGAGGAACAGGUGCAGACUCUGAUUGAUAUGGGAGUCCGUGCUCAUUUCAUCAUUGGAGGCGAUGGGACCCACCGGGGGGCUUUCGAUUGUGCUGAGUUGAUGAAAGCCAAAGGCUGGAACUGUUCAGUUGUUGGAAUCCCCAAAACCAUCGACAACGACAUCCCUAUGCUUGACUGCACGUUCGGUUUUGACACCGCCUGUAUGGAAGCCGAACGGGCCAUCAAAGCUGGGUAUGUGGAAGCCACCUGCAACGCCAACUGCAUUGGCCUCGUGAAGCUGAUGGGCCGACAUUCUGGCUUCAUUGCUUUGCAUGCCUGUUUGGCCGCGCGCCAUGCCGACAUUGUGCUUCUCCCAGAGAUGCAAAUUAGCUUGGAGAAGGUGUUGCGACACUGCCUGGAGUUGAUGCAGUCCAAAGGUCACAGCGUAGUUGUGGUGGCGGAGGGCUGUGGGGACACGCUGCUCAAAAGCUCCGGCGAAGUUGACGGUGGGGGCAACAAGAAGCUUGCUGACGUGGGACCUUGGCUUCGUGAUAAGCUGCUCGAGCGCUUCAAGCAGGUUAAGCUGCCUCUCACAGUCAAAUACAUUGACCCCACUUACAUGAUUCGCGCAAUCGGGCCCAACGCAAACGACAGUGUGUACUGUUCCUCGCUGAGCCACAACGCAGUGCACGCAGCGAUGGCAGGAUAUACAGGAAUUACUGUUGGCCAGAUCAGCAGUCGACAAGUGCUGCUACCCAUUGCAUGCGUCACAAAGAACCCACAGUUCCAGGAGCUGGGUGCUUUGCAUGCUGUUUUUUUGCCGCAGUUGCUGGGAUUACUGACAGCAGGGACAGUGUGCAUUGCCGGCACAGCCAUUUCGAAGCCUGAGCUGGUCAGCUCCACGUUGCAACCCAACCUGGCACCAGAGGGUGCUGAAGAAGAGGUGAUGGAGGCAGCAGCACCUGCCAUGGGCUCGGGCAAUGGUCUGAAACACAGAUCAGGCAUGCUGAGUCUGUUUGUGGCCGCUUGUGGAAAUGCUGUCAGUGUAACAGAGGUGGAGAAUCCCCUGCUGCACAACUCGGAGCCUGUUGAGAUCGUUGGUGCCAUAGGCGAAGGAUCUGAGGUUCGGCGCUUGGAGCUCGAACACUUGUCGCUGAAAUUUGGUGACCGCUCAGAACCAACAACAUUGAUGGAACAGGUCAAGGGAGGCAAGGUUUGCUUCUUUGAUCAAGUCUCAUGGGUCACCCAGACGCUUGGCUUGCCUGGUGUUCGCCUCCAGAUGUUGAAGGCUGGGCCUCGAACAAAGUUGUACUUCAAGCCUGCUGAGGUGGCAGCCACCAUUGUGACAUGCGGUGGCUUAUGCCCGGGCUUGAAUUCCGUCAUCCGCGAGCUGGUCAUGAUGCUUUAUGCAUACGGUGUGAAGAAGGUCUACGGCAUCAAGGGUGGCUUCAAAGGCGUGGUAAACCCACAGAGCUGGGUGACCUUGACCCCGGAGAAUGUGUGCAUGUAUUUGCUACGCAACUUCGCCAAGGCGGCUCUAUCCUGGUCAGCGAUCGCGGGAAUCCACCGCACAGUGAAAUGGAGCGAUGCCAAGAUGAAAGACUGCAUGCUGAGCAUGUAUUCUGCUUCCGAACCAGUCGGACCGCUGGGAACCAAGCGGGAAUUGCAGGGCUUCAUCGGAGCCCUUGAAGUCAAGAGUCCGAACGUCUCGCUAUGCUCCGGCACCUGGACGUGGGGGUUGUUGGGCGUGGAGGAAAAGGAGAGAAAGAUCCUGGUGGCAGCCAGCAUCCGGGGCUCCGGUGACACCAACAUGGCCAAAGCAUUGAAGAAGCGUGGGGUGCGACAGCACUUCGUCCUGGGUGGAGACGGAACGCAGAAAGGUGCCUAUCAGACUUACGAGCAAAUGCAAGCUAUUGGCUGGGAGUGUGCAGUGGUCGGCAUUCCAAAGACCAUAGACAACGAUAUCAAUCUUCUGGACCGCAGUUUCGGCUUUGACACUGCUAUGACGGAAGCCCAGAAAGCCAUCGAAGUCGCCUACGUUGAAGCAACGUGUAAUGCCAACGCCAUUGGCCUCGUGAAGCUGAUGGGGAGGCAUUGUGGCUAUCUGACAAUGAUGUCAGUGUUGGCAGCACGCCAUGUUGACAUCUGCCUGCUUCCAGAGAUGGACAUCAACCUGGAGAAGGUGCUCGAUCACUGUGUCGAACUUGUGAGCACCAGCGGCUAUGCGGUGGUCGUGGUUGCAGAAGGCUGUGGCGACACGCUGCUGUCAAGCUCAGGAGCCACCGAUGAAGGCGGCAAUAAGAAGAUCAAUGAUGUUGGGCCAUGGCUCAAGGAUGCCAUCACUUCGCACUUCAAGAACUUGAAGCUGCCAAUCACGAUCAAGUACGUGGAUCCGACUUACAUGGUUCGUGCUGUACCCGCAAAUCCCAAUGACAGCAUCUACUGCUCCGAGCUCGCGCAGGCUGCAGUGCAUGCGGCCAUGGCUGGCUACACGGGCGUGACGGUGGGCAAGGUUGACCAGCAGACUGCUGAGACUUCCAUGCCGAGCCGCGUCGUUGAUAUCAAUGGUCCAUUGAGCAUGGUGGACCCCGACAAGUCAGAUGUGCUGCGUGUGCCAGAUACAACUCUCACCAUCACCGACGGUUCUUUGCUGCAAAGAUGUAAGGCCCGACUAUGCUUCUGCUUGGAUGACUUGCAGGACAGCACGGAGCUGCGCUCCCUUCAGUGCUUCAAUCUAAGUGAGCGUUAUGGAACGUUUGACAUCCCAUCCACCUUGAAGGGGGUCAGGCUGUUUAGCGACAACUUCUCGUGGACAUCUCAAGCAUUGUUCCUGGGAAACCGUUUGGACUCUGGCAGGGGAGUACCUUAUUUCAAAAUGACGCGUGCAGGACCUCGAGAAUUUUUGCACUUCGACCCGCAUGACCCCGCUUCAGCCGCUGCCAUCAUCAGCUGCGGUGGGAUCUGCCCUGGUUUGAACUGUGUCAUCCGUGAGAUUGUGAAUACUUUGUGGGCCUACGGCGUUCGCCGCAUCUACGGCAUCAAGGGGGGUUACAAAGGAAUUUUGGAGCCGGACAAGUGGUUGAACCUCAACCCCGAGGUAGUCAAGGAUAUUCACACCGAAGGCGGCACAAUGCUUAUCAGCGACAGAGGCAACCCACCUCACAUGGACAUGGCCAGGGCACUUCAGAGCAAAAACAUUCGCCAGUACUUUGUUCUGGGUGGGGAUGGAACACACAAGGGGGCCAUGCAGACGUUCAAUGGCAUGAUGGAGAUUGAUCAUGAGUGCGCAGUCGUUGGCGUACCGAAGACUAUCGACAACGAUGUCCCGAUGAUUGAUCAGACAUUUGGUUUCGACACAGCCUGUACAGAGGCAGCAAAGGCUGUGAAUUCUGCGUACGUUGAGGCAAGGGGCAACGCUAACUGCAUUGGCUUGGUGAAGCUCAUGGGGCGUCACUGCGGUUUUAUCGCAAUGAAUGCAGCCCUUGCAGCACGAAACGUGGAUAUUUGUCUCAUUCCAGAAAUGGACAUUGAUUUGGAGAAGGUCUUGCAGCACACAGAGCAUUUGAUGCGCACGAAGGGCCAUGCUGUGAUUGUGGUGGCAGAGGGCUGCGGCGACACCUUGAUCCAGAGCUCUGGAGCCACUGACGCAGGUGGCAACAAGAUCCUUGCAGACGUGGGCCCAUGGCUAAAAGACACCAUCACUGCGCGAUUUAAAUCUAUGAACCUGCCGCUCACGAUCAAGUACAUUGAUCCUACCUACAUGAUCCGCUCAGUUCCAGCCAAUUCCUUCGACAGCACUUACUGCUCGGUGCUUGGGCAGAUGGCCGUGCAUGGCGCGAUGGCCGGCUACAGUGGCAUCACGGUGGGAAAGAUCUACGAGCGUUACUGCUACUUGCCCAUCCACGCAAUCACCAAUCAGAAGGGAAAGCGCGUGAACCCAAACGGUCGAUGGUUCUUCCGCAUGCGCGAAUCCACCAAGCAGCCAGACUUCCGCAACGGCCACAGGGUGGUUGCCCAAAUUCUCCAAGACUGUAACAAAAUUGCCUACGGGCCGGCGGAGGUCAUGGAUUUCCAUGCUGCUGAGCUCCUGGCCGCUUGGGACACUUGGCUUAGUUAUGGAUGCGUCACCAAUGGCCUUUCAGUCGCUGAGCAGAAGGAGGCGUUUCUCAAGACAGAGAACGCAUUCUACUACUCGUAUUAUGAAGAGUUCGUGUCGGCGCCCGAUCUUGGCCGUGCCUUCAACAGUGCACUCUACGAUCGUCGAAGCGAGGCCCCAGACACCAUCAACGCGCUGAAGCGCUUCAACGUCUAUCAAGAGGUCAUUUGCGGUGCUUUUUACCGAUUUGCUGCCUGGCUCUGCGGCCGCCAAAACUUGGUUGAUCCGUGGUAUUUUUUCCGCAGUUGCAGCUAUGCGUUGCAAGGCCUGGGCCAUGUAGGACUACUUCGCCUGGCGGCUGCUGUGGGAGGAGACGGCAUUUUUGGUGGCCUGGUACCAGGAAUUUCGCUCUUCAUUUUGACCUUCCUACAUCGGCAUGACUUCAGCCGCAUCCACGAUGUAGGUAUGUUGGAGCUGCGUGAGAACUGGGCCAUGCCAGUCAUCUUGUACCAGGUCUGGACCUUGACGAAACUGCUAAUGACGCACCCAUCGUUGUGCAGUCAAACUACCUGGGAGUUUCUCGGCUGGCGGUGGGCAUUUAGAUCGCUGACAGUUGUGUGCAUCCUCGUGUGGCAAUUCUCUGCCUUCGCUUUUCUGCUGCAAGUGUCAGCAGCUUUUUUGUGCACGCUAUUGGCUUGCCACCCAGGUGCGAGACUUGCAAUGAAUGAAGUUGUCAACUCGCACUUGGUGGCACUGACCAUUGCAGCAGUCUUGCUCUUUGGAAAUGAGCUCCUGGUGCACCAUUUGUUGGUCACGCAGUGCAUUGCGAUCAAGACUGUCCUUUGGUUGCGUUCCGCGCCGAGGUGGAGGCUGCUCUUCUGGCUGGAUGGAGCACUUGCUGUCUUGAUGUUUGUGUUGCUACGCAUCAUCCAGAUGCCCUUUGCCACUGCAGACGAGCAUGUUUGGGAGUUGUAUGCGAACAAGAUGCGGACUCUAUUCCCAUCCUAUCUUGGGAAGGAACACCACGAGCCCACCUUCAACACAAGGCUAUACAAUGCUGUCAGCGUGUUCGACUUCAUCAGUUGGAAGAACAUUGAGGUGGGCUUCCAGACGAAGGUGUAUCACUUCGCGGCGGCAGCUGCUCUGCUUCAAGCAGGUGCCUUCCUGGUCAACAUACUGCCCCAUGCAGGGCAUACAAAGCAGACUGUGGGGGAAGGAUAUUCACACGCCUUCAGCUCCAGCGUGCUGCUGGUCCAGACAGCUCUGUUUCUCGUGCUCGGCUGCUUCAUAAGUCGAUUGAAAUGCAUUGGCGUGCCCUUCCUGCUUGUUUGGGCUACUGCUGGCUUGGCCCCGCGGCCUUUGAUUGCAGUCUGCCCCAUGCCGGCUUCAUGGCCCAUUCGAGCGCUGCGGAUCGGAAUCUUCGCCACUGCUGCUGCUCUUCAAUUGGGACAGCUGGUAUUUCUGGCUUACAAGCUGCCAUUCAUCGAGAACAGGCAUACGAGCAUCCACGCUGACAAGUCUUGGCCGGACGGGGAUCGUGGCGAGUUCUUCAACUGGUUGGUGCAGCACGUGCCGAAGGACGAGAUCAUCUUGGCGGCAAUGCCUCUCAGUGCUGAGCUGCGGUUGACCACGCCGCUACGCGUAGCCAUCCAUCCCCAGUUCGAGGCACAGCAUCUCCGUGACCGCGUUCAGGAGCUGUAUCAGUGGUACCAGUGCACCCCCCCAGCAAGCUUUGCUAAAACAAUGCAGAAGUACGGCUCCCAAUACGUCAUACUUGAAUUCAAGCGGUGCAGUUUUGGGCCUUUCCUGUUGGACAGAUACCCAGAGGUGAACUGCAAGGAAGGGGAGCGUCCAUGGCACGAUCUUUUCUGCCCCCGGGCUCUGGCUUCGCCGCUGUUUGAGCUCCUCUGGGCAAACGCGGAGUUUGCCCUGUUGCGACUGCGCCGGCGUGAGGAAGUGCCAAAGAGCGCCAAAGCUGGCAGUGUCGAAGACAUUCAAACUUGGGAGCCCAUGCUGCGGCGCUGUCUUGCUGAGGAGCCGGCGCACUGUGCCGCGCGAGCUGCAGAUUUGGCGCUGUCUUUCCGAAAGAUGGGGCAGGGCAAGGUGAGCCGGACUCUCUUCCAGUGGGCAGAGCAGCAUGGGUCGGAGGAUGCCGCGUUUCAGUACAUCCGCGGGCAUCACCUGGACUAUGACUUGCAGGAGAGUGAGAGAGCCGGUCCCUAUUACCGACGAGCUUACGAAUUGGACUCAAACAACCCAGUUUUUUUGAAAGAGUAUCUGAUGUGGCUCGAGCUGGUCGCAAAGGACAACCGCAGUCUUGUUGAGCUUCUGGGGCCUCAUCGUUUGCCGCGACAGGCCCGAAAAACUAUACAAGAGCUCGGAGACCCAGCCUUGGCAUGCGAAGCAUCAAUAACCACUCGAGAGCUGCUUCAAGACCACGAUUGGUCUCGAGAGCUGUGGGAAUAUGCCCUGGAACACGGAGUUUGCAACCAGUGUGUGGAGAACAACUGGGCGCUGCAUGCUCCCAGUGGGCGAAAGAUGCGCGAUGAUGUCGGCGACUGGCAGCUGUUCCUCAACGCUUUCUGGCAUCGUGCUAUGAGGAGUACGCUCAUGGGCGAACAUCUAAUGGCAGAGCUGCGAGCUCUCUGUGCGCUUUUGGAGUGCCAGGCAAUGCCGGCCGGCAUGGAGCCCAUCAGCGGCGAGUCAACAGCCCUCUCCAAGCACAGCAGCAUCAACGAGCUGCUUCAGCCGGGGGACACUGUCAAGCGGCUAGAGGUCGUCAAUUUGGGCGACCAGUUCCCUUCUGCGCAGGCUGUGAACGAGAUCCAGUUCCCAGGGGACAUGGCCAUGGGCCCUGACUCAUGGUCCACGCAGACUCUCAUGCGCCACAACCGCCGGGAUGACCGUGGCCGAACCUACCUCCAGCUCCUGCGCAGCGGCCCGAGGAAGAUCCUUCACUUUGCGCCAAGCGCAAGCUCCGCAGUCAUCGUCACAUGUGGAGGCUUGUGUCCUGGCUUGAAUUCUGUUAUUCGCGAGAUUGUCAUGACUUUGACAAGAUACGGCGUGAAGAGCAUUUACGGCUGCAGGGGCGGCUACAAAGGCAUGGUGCAGCCCGACAACUGGAUGACUCUCACGCCCGAUGUCGUGCAAGAUAUUCACAAGGAGGGAGGGACUAUUCUCGUCAGCGACCGUGGCAACCCUCCUCACAUGGAAAUUGCCCAGAUGCUGCAACAGAAGAAUGUGAAGCAAUACUUUGUGAUCGGAGGGGAUGGCACGCAAGCGGGCGCCUUCGAAACCUUCACCAGCACGCAGGAGAUUGGCCAUGAGGUUGCUGUGGUUGGCGUGCCGAAGACAAUUGACAAUGACAUCCCUGUCCUUGACAGGUCCUUUGGCUUCAACACUGCUUGCAGCGAGGCUGAGAAGGCCAUCGACUCCGCGUAUGUAGAGGCCACCUGCAAUUCACAUUGCAUAGGUCUGGUGAAGCUGAUGGGUCGACACUGUGGGUUCAUUGCCUUGCACGCUACAUUGGCCGCACGAAGUGUUGACAUCUGCCUUCUGCCUGAAAUGGACAUCUCGCUGCCGCGCGUGUUGCACCACGCGAUGCACCUGAUGAAAACCAAGGGUCAUGCUCGAUCCUGA
Messenger RNA from Symbiodinium pilosum, 8791 nucleotides. The record is from the annotation of a GenBank genome assembly. Lineage: Eukaryota; Dinophyceae; Suessiales; Symbiodiniaceae.